CCGUUUUAUUAUUACAAAUCCGGCGCCAACAAUCUAUCGAGUUGUAUCACGUGCGUACCUAUCGAAUACUAUCGAACGUCUGGUAUCGAGAGUUUGGGCUACACGAGCGCUCUCUUGAUCUGUCAUAUAAACUAAGUGCAGUGUACACCUUCUUUCCCAUGUUAUAUUUUUGUGUAUGUAUUAUUAAAAAUAAGUGAAUUUUUUACGUAUUAAAGAUUCUUUUGGAAAAAUUUUUGAUAAAAUGGAUCCAGCAUUAUUGAGGGAACGAGAACUCUUUAAAAAACGAGCCCUAUCUACUCCAGCUGUUGAGAAGAAAAAGAAAGAACAAGAGAAAGAUACCAUUCGAGAUGAUCCACACAAAAAGAAACCAAAACCAUCCAUGGUUUCAACUGGACCAAAAUUGGAUAUGGUUAACUAUAAAACCAUGACCGGUAGUACGCAGUACAAGUUUGGUGUUUUAGCAAAAAUAGUAAAACACAUGAAAGCGAGGCAUCAAGACGGUGAUGAUCAUCCAUUAACUUUGGAAGAAAUUUUAGAUGAAACUAAUCAACUGGAUGUAGGAUCAAAAGUGAAAACGUGGCUUCAGACAGAAGCGUUGUUAAAAAAUCCUAAAAUAGAUGUAACACAGGAUGGUAGAUUCGCAUUUAAAGCUAUGUACAAAAUUAAGGAUAAAAAAUCUUUGUUGAGACUUUUAAAACAACAAGAUUUAAAGGGAUUAGGUGGGAUUUUAUUAGAAGAUAUACAAGAAAGUUUACCACACUGCGAAAAGCAUCUAAAGAGUUUACAAAAUGAAAUAUUACUCAUAACGAGGCCACUUGAUAAAAAGAAAAUAGUUUUCUAUAACGACAAGACAGCGCAGUUUCCUAUCGAUGAAGAAUUUCAAAAAUUAUGGAGAGCUGUGGCAGUAGAUGCAAUGGAUGAUCAAAAAAUAGAUGAGUAUUUAGAGAAACAAGGAAUUAGAUCUAUGCAAGAUCAUGGUCCUAAAAAAUUAGCACCCGUUAAAAGAAAGAAACCAAAUAAUAGGAGAAAACAAUUUAAAAAGCCGAGAGACAAUGAACAUUUAGCAGAUGUUUUAGAAAUUUACGAUGACACUAAAUAAAUAACGAAUAUCAAAUUCGUUAUUAUCUGUAAAUAUAGUAUAAUUGUAAAAAUGAUAAUAUCCUAUGAAAGAUUAUGGAUCUUAAAUCUAAUAAGAUAAAAUUAACAUAUCGCUUCAUUGCUAUAAUAAAUAAGUAAAAUAUUUAUUUCACAUUUUCUUAUUGUAAGUAAAAAAUAAAUAUAUAGGUCAAUCGUUAGAAUCUAUAACUCUUACCAACAAUUUUUCGUGUAUAUAUGUUUGCGUUUAUAUAAGAUCAGCCUUUAUGAAGCCUAAUCGAUGUGAUUUAUAAAAUCGUUAAUUUAUUAACACUUUGAUGGUGUUUUUUCUUGUUUAUAAUAAUGUAUCGAUAAUUUAUUUUAGAACGAGUCGAUGUUUUUAAUACAAACCACUACUUACACUUUCGAUAGAUUUACGAGCUAUACAAAAAUAUACAGCCUUUUAUAAAAAA
This is a messenger RNA of Polistes dominula (European paper wasp), 1547 nucleotides long. RefSeq names its product transcription factor IIEbeta (gene TfIIEbeta). Gene Ontology annotation, molecular function: TFIIH-class transcription factor complex binding. NCBI's taxonomy places the organism in Eukaryota, Metazoa, Arthropoda, Insecta, Hymenoptera, Vespidae. The record is from RefSeq and is a predicted model, not a curated record. Gene Ontology annotation, cellular component: transcription factor TFIIE complex. Gene Ontology annotation, biological process: transcription initiation at RNA polymerase II promoter.